AGCCCGCCCCCGCUCCUCGUGACGUCCUUUCCGGUCUGACCUGACAACAUGGACGCCAGCCGCGUGCAGCCGAUCAAGCUCGCAAGAGUUACCAAGGUGCUCGGGAGAACUGGUUCCCAGGGACAAUGUACACAGGUCCGUGUUGAGUUCAUGGACGACAGUAACCGCUCCAUCAUCAGGAACGUGAAGGGCCCAGUCAGAGAAGGAGAUGUGCUGACACUCCUGGAGUCUGAAAGAGAGGCCAGGAGGCUGCGAUAGUGCGAUGAGGCUGAGGUGCCAAUCCCACGCUGUGGAGGAGCGGAUGCCAUCAGUUUCACCUGCAGCAACCUCAUUCUCACCUGUUCAGAUGUUUUGAAAUAAAUUUGGAUGUUGAGAUGA
Salarias fasciatus (jewelled blenny) is the source of this 378-nucleotide messenger RNA. It is a transcript of the gene rps28, whose product is annotated as ribosomal protein S28. The record is from RefSeq and is a predicted model, not a curated record. Gene Ontology annotation, molecular function: structural constituent of ribosome. Lineage: Eukaryota; Metazoa; Chordata; Actinopteri; Blenniiformes; Blenniidae. Gene Ontology annotation, cellular component: cytosolic small ribosomal subunit; ribosome. Bases 49 to 258 code for a protein of 69 amino acids. Gene Ontology annotation, biological process: maturation of SSU-rRNA; ribosomal small subunit assembly; translation. The transcript has 4 exons.